Molecule: messenger RNA, 1508 nt
Organism: Anopheles nili
Lineage: Eukaryota; Metazoa; Arthropoda; Insecta; Diptera; Culicidae
Gene: cbt
Product: Krueppel-like factor 14
Exons: 2
Coding region: 1-1497 (498 amino acids)
Biological process (GO): regulation of transcription by RNA polymerase II
Molecular function (GO): DNA-binding transcription factor activity, RNA polymerase II-specific; RNA polymerase II cis-regulatory region sequence-specific DNA binding
Source: RefSeq, a predicted model, not a curated record
AUGGAGAAUACGGCCGCGGUAUUAUUAUCACCCCCGGCAACACCACCGUUACAGGAUGCGAGCCAGGGGCAAAAGGUGAAGCAGGAGCCGGAACAGGACGAUAUGUUGAAGACAAGCAGUGCCAUCCGUCAGGCGUUGAAGCGGAAGUUGGAAAACGCACCUGCCGAUGUGACGACGAGUACAGCAGCGCCACCUAGCGGUGGGUUUGCGACCCCAAACCAAUCGGACGCGUCGGAGGAUGAAUCGGAUCUACCACCACGCAAGCGCCAGUACGUACGCAACCCAGACCAGCUGGAAUCGCACGCAGCGCUGCAGCAGCAAUUGCAUCAGUUGCAUCAGCGCCAACGCCAGCUAAGUGGCUCCAAUGGUGCGCCAACGCCACCACCGUCGGAGUUUUCCGGCUCGGAGGACGAAACCACAAAGUCGGGUUCCGAUGAGGAGCGUUGCUAUUUCCCGGACACGACCACACCCCAGCGCGAAAGCGUCAUCAUGCGCAUCAACAAGGAUGGUUCGUGCACGAAGACGCGAGGAGCCACGGAGGAUGCGGCGGGUGGUACCGAACAAGGGCCAAACAUUUUCCGCAGUUACAAAUUCAAAAUGGGACCUCGCAUGUCACCUCCACCACCGGCCGUACCCGCCGUUCCUGUGGAGCCACACCCGACAAGCGAACAAGGUCAUGUGAAGGACACGAACUCCUCACCCGCGAAGGUUUCCACCCCAGUAUUCGCACCCGUUGCAGCUCGACGUAAGAAGAAGCCGGAAACCACCACUCCCUCCACGCAACCGAUCCUCCUCCCGAAGGUCCUUCCAUCCCCUGGCCCGGUUGCCGUCAGCCCAACGACGCUUCCUGUGAUAGCGCCCAAAAUGGCGGCUAACCCGACGCCCACCACAUCACCCUUCAUCCUGGCCACACCCAACGGCUACCUUCUUCUGCCGCUCGUUCACCGAUCACCACCCGCUGCAUCCGCCACCCCAAAAGCAGCAUCUCCCCGCUCACCCACGGAACCCAUCGAUCUGGAAAAACGCCCAACCACCGGCACACCAAACGCCCCCACCGGCAGCAAACCGGAACGGCGCCGAAUAUACGAGUGUGAUCAUCCAAACUGUGGCAAAAAUUACUUCAAAUCGAGCCACCUAAAGGCGCACCAGCGCAUCCACACCGGCGAGCGUCCGUUCAACUGCAAGUGGCCCGACUGUGGCCGCCGGUUUUCCCGCUCCGACGAGCUUUCCCGCCACAAGCGCACCCACACCGGCGAGAAGAAGUUCAUCUGUCACGUGUGCGAACGGCGAUUCAUGCGCAGCGACCACCUGUCGAAGCACGUCAAGCGCCACAACAAGGACACGGGUGGAAAAGCGGCCGGCGUGUUGACGGCAGGACGACGGGGAGCGGCAGCGGCGGCGGUGGCAGCAGCGACAGCUGCUGCUGCCGCGUCGGCCCUUUACCAACACCACCACACCGCCACGUUUCAAGCGACCCCAAUCCCCGUAAACCCCUAAAAACUUCAGCG